This is a messenger RNA of Triticum turgidum subsp. durum (durum wheat), 315 nucleotides long. NCBI's taxonomy places the organism in Eukaryota, Viridiplantae, Streptophyta, Magnoliopsida, Poales, Poaceae. The record is from the annotation of a GenBank genome assembly.
AUGGGGCUCAAGGGGAACAAGCGCUUCGGCGGCCGCGGCGGCGGCGGCCAGCCGCCGGCCAAGCGCCAGGCGGCCGGGAAGGACGGCCCCGCCGAGGAAACCGACGACGGCAUCGUCGUCGCGCAGAUAUCGAAGAACAAGAGGGUGGCUGUGAGGAGCUGGAACGGCAAGGUGAUGGUCGACAUGCGCGAGUUCUACGAAAAGGACGGCAAGAGCCUCCCGACCCGCAAAGGUAUAUCGCUUUCAAUGGAUCAGUGGAAGAUACUGAGGGACAACAUCGAAGCUAUAGACGAGGCCAUCAAGGAGAACACUUGA